UAUAUAUGCUUGUAGAAUUCAAAUUUGAUGACACUUACCCUAAUCAUUCUUUGGUUAGAAAAUUCAAAAAAUCUAGAUUAGGAAGGUCUUUUCUUUAUCAAUUAGGCAAAUUUUCAGAGAAAGGGAUCAUACAGAGUCUGAAAAUCUUAUUUUUUGCUGAGGGAAUUCUGAUGGCUUUUGUCUUAAUUAGGCAUGAACAGGGGUAAUUGUUUAUAGUCAACAUGGUUAUACGAGGAAAUUAUGAUACUUGAUUUUGACUUGGAGAGAAAAUACGAGCUUCAAGGGACAAGGGCCAAACUUUUAAGAUAGAAUCAUAGUUUUUCAUUAAUGAGAUGAGUGUGCUUUUGUGGCUGCUGCUACUUUACAUCAUGUGUCGUAUGUGACUGGGAAAUUGGUCAUUGUACAUUUUGUGGGCACAAGCCAAUAGUUUUGAUUGGUAGUCUCGUGAAAAAAUGUUCAUACUAGUAUUAUAAUCUUUCAUUAUUUGUGACAACCUAUUACUGAGAAAGAUAUGUCCUCUGGGAUUUUCCUACUUCCGUUUUCAAAGCUCCCAAGUUGUUACAAUGUCAUUUAUUGAGUGGUUUUCCAUCAGCAUAUGCUGUUUUUGAGAAUCAAUCAAUGUUUUUUUGGCUUUCCAUAAGAGAGACAAAUGAUGGAAAGGAAAAGAAAACAAGGUUUUCUGGAAUAUUCUAGGGGUCACUUCAUUCUUUUUGGCUAAUGACUUUUUGUGUCUACUGUUACUUAUAUUUUAUCAUAUUCUGUUGGCCUAAACUCUAUCUUCAAUUCAUUGGUAGUUUAUAAACAUCAUUGUAGAAGAAAUAAGGAAUGUUCUUUUCCAUUUUAACUCUAGUUUCUUACACAUAACCUCUUUUGCAAUAUUUGACGGUGUGAUGAGUUUACUUUACAUGCAUUGCUGCUAUAAAGAACUUGUCACUGGAAACCACAGCUAUUUUAAAAAUGAACAAAUUUACUGGUCAUAACUGUUUGUUAUUGAUUAACAGUAUAAACGUUUACAUAUUCAGUCCUCUUGGCAAGGAGAAAGUUGAAUACUUCACUCUUCAAGACCUUUGGGACUGCUACUAUGAAUGGAGUGCAUAUGGUGCUGGUACUCCAGUGAUGUUGGAGGAUGGUGAAACUGUGACUCAGUACUAUGUUCCAUACCUAUCUGCUAUCCAAAUCUACAGCAACAAGUCUGUUGCAGCAUGUCGCAACCGGAGAGAGGAUAGUGAUGGAGUUGAAUUUGAAAGUGAUUCAUGGAGUGAGGAUAGUUCAAGUGAUAACCUUUCUAGAUCAUUGAGUAACAAUUCCAGCAAAUCUUGGGAGGAUGCUGUUUCUGAGGAUUCAUGCUGUGAUCAGGAGGGUUCCUGGCUAAGGGAUAACAAGCUUGGCCACCUUUACUUACAGUACACUGAGAUGGCUUCUCCUUACUCAAGGGUUCCUCUUGCUGAGAAGAUUGAUGAGUUAGCUCGAACCCAUCCUGCAUUACUGACAUUGAAGAGUGUGGAUCUUUCCCCAGCAAGUUGGAUGGCUGUUUCUUGGUACCCAAUUUAUACUGUCCCAAGCCGAAACAAUGAAAAGGAAUUGGAAGCAUGCUUCCUCACUUACCACACUCUGUCAUCAUCUUUCGAAGAUUGUGCAAUGGAGUGUGAUGAGAUGGAAAUAGGGAAUGAUCUAUGUUGUUCCAAAGAAGGAGAGAAGUGCAAGAAACAGAAAAGUGACCAUGUUUCUCUCCUGCCCUUUGGACUGGCUACAUACAAAAUGCAAGGAGAUGUUUGGCUAAACACUGACCCUUAUGACAAUGAGAGCAUAUCCUGUCUGUACAGUGCAGCAGACUCUUGGUUGAAACAGCUCAAUGUCCAUCACCAUGACUUCAACUUCUUCACAUUACAUUCCACCAUGUAAAUUGGCUGAGCUAUCACCAUCUUCAUCCUUCACUGACAUCACUUUGUUAGGCUCUGAACUCUGACACCGGCCUAAGAAAAAAUGGUUCCCCUGGAAACAUUCACAAACUGAGGAGUUAUAUCUCAAAAUAGAGUGUAUAACCCCAUGGAAUGUAGAGUUUUGUUAAGGGGGUGAGUUUUUUUACCUACCAUUUUUUUAAUAGUACUCUUUUUGAGUAAGGUUAUAACAGUUUGUUUUAGGUAACUGAACUGCCAUAAGUGUCUUGUACUAUAUACCUUUUCUUCUCCAAACUUUUGAUCAAUUACAAUCUUGUAUAUUUUGCUAUUUUCUGCACUUGUUGGUUUUAAAGAAGAAUCUGUUGUUUUAUUCUCUUCCCAUUGUCGAACUGUUGCUGUUUAAAAAGAACAACCAUUAUUGAAAAUGUAGUAUUAUCAAAGAAAGAAAAAUGUUCUUCUU
Messenger RNA from Vigna radiata var. radiata (mung bean), 2358 nucleotides. RefSeq lists its product as uncharacterized. The transcript has 6 exons. Bases 958 to 1902 code for a protein of 314 amino acids. Lineage: Eukaryota; Viridiplantae; Streptophyta; Magnoliopsida; Fabales; Fabaceae. The record is from RefSeq and is a predicted model, not a curated record.